AUGAGACUGCCACAACUCGUGGAUCUCGAUAUCACGGGUGUCCCGCAUCUUGGAAGGAUACGGCUGCAUCCAGAAGAACGACUUGCGGACAAGAACCCGCUCGAUACGAAGACGCCAGCUCUUCUACGGCUUCAGCUCCGCGGCAUCUCCUUAUCCUUUCACGCCCCUCGCCUACGCUCACUAUACAUCGAACACCACCACUCUGGCAUAGACGCAACUUGGAGUAUACCCGGCCUAUUGUCUAUGCUCACUCGGUAUCCUCUACUGGAACACCUUACGCUUCUCCACGCUAUACGACCGACACAGGACGACCAAGCCUCACAGCUCGCCGAAGCGUUCGAAGAGCUAUCUGUUGGUCCGGAUCAUCUCAUCGACUUUCCGCACCUUACCGCGUUACGCAUUGGUGGCCACCCCCGAGACCUUAUUACGCUCUGGCGUAGCCUGGCGGUACCCCGUAGCACAUCCGUGCACUUCGAAUUCACGUUAACCUUGGCUGAACCGGGUAUCCUGAUCACAAGCCUUCUCGAGGCCGUCAAGUCGCACCUCGACGACCCUCGGAACGACACCGUGACACUUCGAGCGCGCCCAUCACCACGAAACUCGAUUGAGGGCAUGAUAGGGCCUGCAUCCGGCGCGGCGCCGGCGGGCGCGGGGAAGGCAGGCUCUUGUGUCUUCAACAUCGCACUCCACGUCCCGUCCGUGCUUUCGGAACAAGCGUUCGCGUAUACGCUCUCAGCAUUCGUAUUGACGGCAAUCCCGCACGCGCGCACUCUUCGUCUCAUCGAUUACACCCUCGGUCCCGAGCCUCUUGACUUCGGCUUGUCAUCCAUUCACGCAUUGUACGUGGAAGGACCAGGAGCACACGACACUGCCGCCAUCGUCCUCCGCAAUGGAUCACUCCCGGAGCUCCAUUCGGUUGAGAUCGUCAACGCAGGAGACGUGUCGGGGUAUGGCGCAGAGAUCGCCGAGGCACUUCAGUUGCGCGCUCCCUCCUUAAGGCGGCUCGUGCUUCGAGGGCCUGUCAGAUAUCUUGAUCACCGAGAGCGCGAGGAUGAGCUAGAGCUCUUACGAGACGUCGUGGACGAUCUGAUUGACCAACGCGAGUGGGAAGUUGAAGAUAAAGGCCACAGCGGCAAGACACGAAAGCUCGCGGGCUUGGGUGUCGCACUCCUACUCUCAAGCGUCACUCUGUUACAAGCAUAG
Molecule: messenger RNA, 1203 nt
Organism: Peniophora sp. CBMAI 1063
Lineage: Eukaryota; Fungi; Basidiomycota; Agaricomycetes; Russulales; Peniophoraceae
Source: the annotation of a GenBank genome assembly